Molecule: messenger RNA, 2199 nt
Organism: Anopheles coustani
Lineage: Eukaryota; Metazoa; Arthropoda; Insecta; Diptera; Culicidae
Gene: Pnn
Product: pinin
Exons: 3
Coding region: 120-1535 (471 amino acids)
Cellular component (GO): catalytic step 2 spliceosome
Source: RefSeq, a predicted model, not a curated record
UGAGAAAAUAGAAACGGAGCGAAUUGUUAGUAAAUUUAAUUGAUGAAAAACUAGUGUUAAAACAGUUUUAUUGCCAUUCAAACAAUUAAUUCGAUUAGUCGAAAUAGUGCAGAAGUCCUAUGGAAGCUGAGAUUAUGACGGACUACAACGAUUUGCAGAAAGAACUGGACCGAGCCAGAAGUAACCUGAAAGGGUUGAAUGAAAGCAUCCGGAGAAUAAUCGGAAGGGAACCGUCCGGUGCGGAACAGUACAACAAUGCUCGUGGCGGUCAGUUAGGUAUAGGAGGGGGCGGCCCGGGUGGAGGAAACAAUGUAGGAGCGUGGGACAACUUCGAGAGCAGAAAACGAAACUCGAUGGCGUUUGAGACGCCAAGCAUGGCCGGGCAACGUCGAGAACAGGAGCGACGAUACUCAGAUAUUGGAACCCAAAACCCUGCAAAGCGUCGUUCUUUCGGGGAAACAAAAUCCGUCUUCAGCCGCCUAUCAGGCCCCCCGAAUCGUGACGCUGAGUACGAAAAGCCUCGAAUCUUCUCCCGCGUCAUCAAAGAACAACCGUCCAAAGAGGACAUUGUCGCCGCCCAGGGCACCGACGAACGAUCCCGGGCACGGAAUCGCCGCAUCUUCGGAUCCCUGCUCGGCACGUUGCAAAAGUUCUCUCAGGAAGAGUCCAAGCUGAAGUCCAAAGAGGAGAAAAAGGCAUUGAUUGAAAGGAAGGUGGAAGAGCAGGAGAAAAAGGAGCGUGAACAUAUGCGCAAGGAAAAGCAGUGUUUGUUCAUUGACCGCAAACGACAACAGCUAGAAAUCCGUGCCCUCGAGGCGAAGGUUGCGAAGCUUAAAGAUUUGGAGACUUGGGAGAAGUCGAAACGCCCGCUCCGGAAUUUCAUCAAAACAAAAUCGAACCCACCGAUAUUCUUCCUCCCGAAACGGAUGAAUGCUGCCAUGGGGAAGAAGCUGGAAGAAUGCCAGCAGGAACAUCAAAUUAUGAUGGAACAAAAGCAACAAGAAGUAAAAGAAAGUAUCGAAGCAAUCGAAGUGCGAGUCAAGGCGGAUAUCAUAACUCUUGAAGAAAAUGGUACUAGGGCACGCAACAAUUCCAGUUUCGACAAAUCCAUGGAUAGCUCGAAGGCGAGUGGAAAUGUGGAGAGCAACGUUGGCGGUAGAACUGGUACGAAACUCGAUCGGAUAAAAAUGGAGUUAGACGACGAGGAUGAGGAUCACAAUACUGCAUACGCUCAUUACGAGUACGAAGAUCAGUGCGACGUCCCGGAGGGACCGGCGCUACCCGCAUCGAUGGCGUCGCGGUUUAAAAUUACUAUUCAAAACGUACAGGUCAAAACAGAACCUCAAGAGUCACUGCACACGCCAUCCGCGAAACCUAAAACCGUUCGGCUCCUCUCGUCCGAACGAUUGGACGAAGGUGAAGCAUCUCGUUCGGGGUUAGACAAUGAUUCCGACAGCAGGGAAUCGCACUCGGUUGCAAACCUUGGGAAAACUAUUCAGAUAACUUUCAGAACUUCGCACCCGGACGACAAUUGAUUAUCGUUUGAGCGGUCAUCCACCAUACAAGACGGAUAAGGAUGAUGGAUAAACACAUCAGUACGCAGAGAAAAUUUGAUUUAGAAGAGAGUGUGGUGAUUCUGGGAUAUCGUUUACCCACUGGUAAGUCAUCUGUCGUUUAGUUAUAGUGUGUAGGAUCAGUAGGUUUGAAAGGUUAGGUUUGAAUUUCGAAAAGUGGUGUGCUUAACAAGCCGGGUAUACAAAUGACCAAGAACAAACAAUGAUCACUACUAAGAUUCACCACUCCCCUAUGCUUGUUCUCUUCAUAAUACUGCCAGCAGAAGGCAAUUCAUAUUUGCCAUUAUACAGUCACUUGAAAACCAUUGUCGAUAGGGUUUAAUAGAACAACAUAGUGCGUCUGUCGGCGCAUCUAGGCUAAGUAACAUUUUUCUCAAACAAAUGCUGGCGAUAUUGUAAGGCUCCUAAUGCGUUAAAAGCAAAAACAACACUCAACAAUGAAAUCAUUAAAUGUAAAUCCUGUUUUCGACAGUAUGGAGAGUUCGAAUAUUGUUCGUAUCAAAAGAGUCUUUUUUAUUUUCUCAAAGUAGACAAACGAACUUGAAUUGCAGUAAAGAGGUUAAGAAUUGAUUAGCAUUUGGAUUGAAAAAGUAAAUAAUAAAGAUUUUCGUACGUCCUAUAAUGU